This is a messenger RNA of Sphenostylis stenocarpa, 1281 nucleotides long. NCBI's taxonomy places the organism in Eukaryota, Viridiplantae, Streptophyta, Magnoliopsida, Fabales, Fabaceae. The record is from the annotation of a GenBank genome assembly.
AUGUACUGCUCACCAAAGGUGAUAUCAUUUGGUCCUAUCCAUCACAAAAAUGAGCUUCUGACGCAAGGAGGGGAUUAUAAACUUCUAUGGACAUCAAAGUUUGUUGUGGAACACAAUGAAAAUCAAGUUACUGGUCAACCAAUUGCUAAAGUUUUACUAAAAAGGAUAGAAGACAAUAUUGAAGAAUUGAAGAAUCAAUUUGCUGAAGAUGUAAUAUCGGGAGAAAGGUAUGAUGACAAAUACCUCUCUUGGAUGUUGUUUGUGGAUGGAUGUUCUUUGCUCUAUUUCAUGGAAAAUGUUGAUAGUGAGCAUCCAGAAGCAUUAAACCUUAAGCUUGAUCAACUAACGUAUAUGUGGAGAGAUAGUUGUUUGUUGGAGAAUCAACUUCCAAGGAGAUUGCUUGAGAUGCUAAGUAAAAGGGGAGGAGCAGACUUGGAAUAUUUGUUUUUCAAUCAUUUUAGCUGGGGUGGAUCCAAACAAGAUGGAAGUGUAAGAGUCUCAGUCCAAAAUCCUAAACCAAUUCAUAUACUCGAUUUUCAUCGCUCUUUUUUCCUGUCACCCCAAAUGUAUAUCGAUUAUGACACAAACAAUCAAAUAGAUAUAAAUACAAUCUCGUAUAAACAAGAGGAAGAGGAAGAUGAUGAACUCGAUAUUGAAACAGAUAUGGUUAGUUGGCAUACUUACAAGAACAUACGAGAUCUAAAAAUAGCAGGGAUUCGAAUGUUGCCAAAUUCAGGUGAAAAUCCUUUUGCUUGGAAUAACAUUCGUUUCACCUCUAAGUGGUUUAGUGGGGAAUUGACACUGCCAAUAUUUGUGUUCAAUGAUUUCACACCCUCUUUGUUUCGGAACCUCAUAGCGUAUGAGAUGUGUCCAGAUGUUUGUUGCAAGUACGAAUGUUGCUCAUUCUUUUCCUUUAUGGAUUCCCUGAUUGACACUGCUGAAGACGUGAAGGAGCUUAGAAUAAGUGGCGUCUUUCAAAACUUGCUUGGAAGUGACCAAGACUUGGCCAAUCUUUUUAAUGAAUUGGGUACGGAUUUGCCAACAAAAAUGUACUGUGAAAACAUCUUCAUCUCUGGUAAUGUUGUGGCCUUCAGCAAGAAAUACAUUGUCAUUAAGCAGCGAAUCGAAGAACAUUGCACAACUAAAUGGAAGACAUGGUUGGCUGAAGCUUACAAUACUCAUUUUAAUACCCCCUGGACUACGGUUGCCUUUUCGGCUGCAUUACUAGCAUUGAUUCUCACUUUUAUCCAAACCUGGUUCGCUAUACAUCCUUCUAAAUGA